AUGGCUGCCUCUUUGUCGAAUCGCUCCAUCCAACACCUGACGGUACAUGGGAUGCGACGGUAUUGCAUGCAUGCUUGCUAUAACUUAGCAUGCACCCGCCGACGGACAGUCUGGCGGACUCUGCGCAACCACACGUCUUGCAGCAGUAGCCUCACGUGCUACCGCCCAGCCAGCAUUAGUUCCACCGCCAGAGCCCACACUGUUGAAUCAACUUGGUUGCUGAGCAUCAAAUCUGCCGUACUGCGUCCAUCUGUCUGUCCAUUUGAAAUGUAUCCAUGUUUGGUAUCCAACCAUGUACGUACAUGGGUAGAUAUAUACAUACCUACAUACAUACAUAUUUGCUGCCGUCAUGCAUGAGUGCAUGCAUGCAUACAUACAUACAUACAUACAUAGCUAUGCGUGCUGAUGGUGAUUAUGAGUAUAACGAGUAUGACGAUGAAGAUGAAGCCCGACUCUCUUUCGUGGAUAGGUAGAUUAGCUCGACAUGACGGCAUGUCCAAACGAGUUUCGCGACUGUCGCUGCUGCUGUCAGCAUCGGGGAGCAGUCAUGCCGCGCCGUACAGCAGCGGCGCACGCACGUUGAACGCGGCUAUUAAUGGCCUGUGGCACCC
Periconia digitata is the source of this 611-nucleotide messenger RNA. The record is from the annotation of a GenBank genome assembly. Lineage: Eukaryota; Fungi; Ascomycota; Dothideomycetes; Pleosporales; Periconiaceae.